AUUAAAUAGGCUUUACUUUGCAUUUUAAUUAACGUGAGAUUAUUUUUUGUAUUUAGAAAUAAUAGUAACAACUUUUUUUUUCUUUUUUUUUUUUCUCCAACAUUUGUGGCACUGGCGUGGCGCCCCCUGAAGGACGGCGCCCUUAGCAUUUGCCACGGGCCGGCCCUGGUAGUAAUAUUUAAAUUAAUGUCAUAGAUGAUCUAGAUGUGCAUUAAAAUACAAAUAAAAUGUUAGUUAAGCUACUAAUUGUACUUCUAUUGACACAUAAACACAGCAUAUCGUGUAGAAAAUGAAACACAAAAUAAGACCUUGUGGACAAAACAGUUUGGAGGCGAUGACGUAACAAAACAGUGCGACUCCUCCCACUCUCCCUGGGCUCGAAACCACCGCUGUCUGAUUGGCCAAAGAAUCCCCAAAGACCCGCCUUUCUAUUCCGUGAUUGGUUGCAAAGUUGAGUAGCGCCGCCCACUUCGCUGAGAGUUGACUUGCUUUCUUGUGGAAUACUUGAGAAGAAGACGACGAAGAAGAAGAAGAAGAAGGAGAAGAAGUGUGAGGACAACAAGCCGACAUUCUCCUCCUCGUCCUUCGUCAUUACAGCCACAAUGUGGACGUCACGUCCACGGCAGGAGCAGGUGAGCCCUGCUCCACACACCUGCUGCUAAGCAUGCUGGCCAAGACUCCGCCCACCAGCAGCAACGUCAAUCUGGUCAACGCAGAAAGUGCGGACGCCACCGCCGACGUGCAGGACGGGAACAAGAUGGCCGACCUGGUGGAGAGCUUGGACGCCGGCGAGCUGGACUUUGACGAGGGAGAGGAGGCCGACUUUGAUGGAAACUGUCUCGGUGAUUGUGGUAUUCCCUUUUCCUGCGUGUACUCCACUGUGGGCUUCAAGGAGGCCAACGCCAAAGUCUUCCUUCCCAGCGUGCCCAUCAGCGCUCGCAUCCUGGAGGUGGAGCGCUUCACCACCGCCCAGGACCGCUUCAACGUGUCCCACCACCGCAGCGUCAACAAGUCCCUGCCCGCCGUGUUCAAGAUGGAGAUGAAGCACGGCGAGUUCACGUGGGUGGUGAAGAGGAAGGAGAAGCACUUCAUGGAGCUGCACAGAGAGCUGAGGACCUACAAGACCUUCAUGAGGAUUCCUCUGCCCUCACGCAGCCACACGGUGAGGAGGAGGACUGUGAGGAAGAGCGAGGUGAGGAAGAUACCUUCGCUGCCCAGAGGCGGAGGAGACGAGCUGGUGCGGGACGAGCAGGUGUCCAGCAGGCGGAGACAACUAGAGGACUAUUUGAACAAGCUGCUGAAGAUGUCCAUGUACCGCAAAUAUCACCACACUAUGGAGUUUAUCGACGUCAGCCAGUUGUCGUUCAUCCACGACCUGGGCCCCAAGGGACUGGAAGGGAUGAUAUACAAGCGCUCGGGGGGUCACCGUAUCCCCGGUAUGAACUGCUGUGGUCACACAAAAGCUUGUUACCGCUGGUCCAAACGCUGGCUGGUGGUGAAGGACUCCUUCCUGCUCUACAUGAAGCCCGACUCGGGCGCCAUCUCCUUUGUCCUGCUGUUGGAUAAAGAGUUCAGCAUCCGGAUGGAUUCCAAAGACACGGAGACCAAACACGGAGUCAGGAUUGACAGUUUGUCCAGGACGUUGGUGUUUAAGUGCAGCAGCUACAGACACGCCCGCUGGUGGGGUCAGAGCAUCGAGAGCUUGGUGAGGAACUACGGGAAGGCGUUCCUCCAAGAUCACCGCUUUGGCUCCUUUGCACAGGAGCAGGAGAAGGUUCUGGCCAAAUGGUACGUGAAUGGAAAAAGCUACAUGGAGGACGUGGCCAACGCCUUGGAGGAGGCCAGGGAGGAGAUCUUCAUCACGGACUGGUGGCUGAGUCCUGAGAUCUUCCUGAAGAGACCUGUGGUGGAGGGAAACUACUGGAGACUAGACUGCACACUCAAGCGCAAAGCUCAACAAGGAGUGCGCGUGUUUGUCAUGUUGUACAAAGAGGUGGAGUUAGCGCUGGGCAUCAACUCGGGCUACACCAAGAGGACCCUCAUGCACCUGCACCCCCACAUUAAGGUGAUGCGCCAUCCAGACCAUGUGUCCUCCUCAGUCUACCUGUGGGCGCACCACGAGAAGAUAGUCGUCGUCGACCAAUCGGUGGCCUUUGUGGGCGGGAUCGACCUGGCAUACGGUCGCUGGGACGACCGGGAGCACCGCCUGACUGAUGUGGGCAGCGUGACGCGCUCGGUGGCGUUAGAGCAGGCUGCCAACGCUCCACCAGGCAAGUUGGCGGCACCGCCCCUCGGUGACGGCAUCUCCCACAGCAACGGCGGGGGGACGCCACCCGCUGACGGCGUGGAGCUGCCGAAGCUGAAGGGCGUCGGCCGCAGCCGGCGGGCUCGCUUCAGUCUGUACCGACACCUGCACAAGCACGCCUUGCAGCCCGCCGACAGCGUCAGCAGCGUGGACAGUUCUGGGAGCGGCUCGCUGCACAGCCUGAAGACGGGCGUUGGAGAGCUGCAGGGAAACACUCGCUUCUGGCACGGAAAAGACUACUGCAACUUUGUUUACAAGGACUGGAUCCAGCUGGAAAAACCCUUUGAUGACUUUAUCGACCGCUACACCACGCCCAGGAUGCCGUGGCACGACAUCGCCUCGGCGGUCCACGGCCGAGCCGCCCGGGACGUGGCGAGACAUUUCAUCCAGCGCUGGAACUUCACCAAGAUCAUGAAACCAAAGUACCGCUCUCUGUCGUAUCCUUUCCUGCUGCCCAAGUCUCACUCCAGUGCCAACGAGCUCAGAUACCAAGUCCCUGGCUGUGUGAACACCACAGUGCAGGUCUUGCGUUCAGCGUCUGAUUGGUCGGCGGGGAUCAAGUACCACGAGGAGUCCAUCCACAGCGCCUACGUCCAAGUCAUCGCCAACAGCAACCACUACAUUUACAUCGAGAACCAGUUCUUCAUCAGCUGUGCCGACAACCGGACUGUGUACAACAAAAUCGGAGACGCCAUCAUUGAGCGGAUCAUCAGGGCGCACAAGGAGGGUAAGAAGUACCGGGUGUAUGUGGUGACCCCCCUGCUUCCUGGCUUUGAGGGUGACAUCACCACAGGCGGAGGAAACGCCAUCCAGGCCGUCAUGCACUUCAACUACAGGACUAUGAUCCGAGGGGAACACUCCAUCAUCUCCCAGCUGAAGAAAGAGAUGGACGACCAGUGGAUGAACUACAUCUCCUUCUGCGGCCUGCGCACGCACGCCGAGCUGGAGGGUCGCCUGGUGACGGAGCUCAUCUACGUGCACAGCAAGAUGCUCAUCGCUGACGACAACACCGUCAUCAUCGGCUCGGCCAACAUCAACGACAGGAGCAUGCUGGGUAAACGAGACAGCGAGGUGGCGGUGAUUGUGGAGGACACGGAGAAGGUCGCCUCUGUGAUGGACGGGAGAGACUUUGAAGCUGGUCCCUACGCGCUUCAGCUGCGGCUGGAAUGCUUCAGGACCAUCCUUGGAGGUCACAGCGACGCCAGCAUCGACCUCCGUGACCCCAUCAGUGAGCGCUUCUACAAGGAAGUGUGGAUGACCACGGCCGGCCGGAACGCCACCAUCUAUGAGAAGGUGUUCCGCUGCCUCCCGUCCUCGCUGGUGCGCAACAUGUCGGAGCUGGAAGAGUACCAGUCCAAGCCCGGUCUGGCCCAGACGGACCUGGCCCGGGCCCAGGAGGAGCUGCGGAAAAUCCGAGGCUUUUUGGUGCAGUUUCCCCUGGACUUCCUGUCCGAGGAAAACCUCAUGCCCUCCGUGGGCACCAAGGAGUCCAUGGUGCCCACGGAGAUCUGGACGUAGGACGACACCAGGGACUCUACUGGACUUGUUGGGGGCCAAGGAGGCGAGAAGGGACCAUGGUAACACUAAGAUGGUGACACUGUACGUGGUCCUCAUCCCCGUUGGAACUCUUUCACUGUCUUCAGCACACUCUGGUGCCUUCGCUGCCUUCCGUCCCGUCUGAACGCCAUCAAACCGAAAAAGUCUAUUUUAGCAGUUUUUGGUGAAAGCUCCCAAGGUGAAGUUGGCAGAAUUGACAAAUAUUCCAGCCAGCAGGUUUGGAUUAUUUAACUUCUCUCACAUAAUAAGUGAUGAAAGUAUAUUUGAGGGACUUGUGUUCAAUUCUAACCCAAUAAAUAUGCUAGAAGAGGGCUCCCCAAACUAUGGCCCGCGGGCCAGAUACGGCCCGCCAACGUCCAAAAUCCGUCCCAAGUAAAAAAAAAAAACUUUUUUAAAUGU
Nerophis lumbriciformis (worm pipefish) is the source of this 4261-nucleotide messenger RNA. It is a transcript of the gene pld1a, whose product is annotated as phospholipase D1a. Gene Ontology annotation, cellular component: plasma membrane region; intracellular membrane-bounded organelle. NCBI's taxonomy places the organism in Eukaryota, Metazoa, Chordata, Actinopteri, Syngnathiformes, Syngnathidae. Gene Ontology annotation, biological process: regulation of microvillus assembly; regulation of vesicle-mediated transport; intracellular signal transduction. Gene Ontology annotation, molecular function: phosphatidylinositol binding; D-type glycerophospholipase activity. The record is from RefSeq and is a predicted model, not a curated record.